AUGCGUAAAUUAAUGGAAGCACGCGCACCACCAAUCGCUUCACACCUUGGCUGAGCAGUGCACUUCCUGGGAUCUUCUGUAAAGCUACAACGAGAGAGAAAAGACGAUGGCUGACCCGUAUGCACCACCGCCUUACCCUCCAGCGCAGAAUCCUGGAUACCCGCCUGUCCAGGAUCAGGGCUAUUCUGGCUACCCUCCCCAGUCUGCUGCGCCCUACCCUCCAGCUCAACAGACCGCUACGACAGUGGUGGUACAGCAGCAGCCUGUGAUCCAGCAGUCAGUGGUGUUCCGUGACCGUCCCGUGUUGGUCACCGACAGCAACGGACAGCAGGUGACAACUCAACUACAGUUCAAGUCUGGGGCACUCACCUGGCUCAUCUGCUGCGCCAUCUGCUGGCUGACUGGGUUCUGGUGUCUUGCUCUCAUCCCGUUCUGCAUCGACGACACCAAAGAUGUCUACCACAUCACCCCCACUGAUGGGAGAGUGGUCGGAGUUUACAAGAGGCUCUAAUCCCCUCCUAAUGCUUUAUACUGAGACUAUAUAGACCAAACAUUGUAUUUUAUGGUAUAGGGUUUUUGCAUCACUUUGGGCUGAAUGUGGGCCCUUGAUAGCAUAUUGUUAUGAUAACCAAGGCAGCUUGC
Geodia barretti is the source of this 642-nucleotide messenger RNA. The record is from the annotation of a GenBank genome assembly. NCBI's taxonomy places the organism in Eukaryota, Metazoa, Porifera, Demospongiae, Tetractinellida, Geodiidae.